UUGAGCUAGGUCAGGAAAAGAGGUGCAGUAUUUGCGGCGUGGAGUAAUUGAUAUCCAGGCAGGCUUUGUUCCAUCAAAACUGCCAACCUACCGAUGUCGUGGGUGAUAACUCAGCUCUAAAGCCACGUCACUUACAAACUUGGCCAGGGCCGAACUGAACACCAGUCACUCGGCGACCGACAUGGCCUUCAAUUACGACCAUGGCGAUAUCACCAUCCACGUCAAAAACGAACAAUCCACUGGACGCCAUGCUCUUUCUGUCUCUUCGGACGCAAUGCGACGGGCGUCCAAGGUGUGGGCAACCUUGCUGUCAGGCCCAUUUGCAGAAGGGCGAGGAGAGACAGCUACACUGGAUUACACGGAGGAUGCCACUCAGGCGGUGUUGAUCGUCAUGGACAUCAUUCACCUGCGCUUCGACCGCGUCCCUGCGAUUCUGAGCCUGAGAGGACUGAGAGACCUCGCCGUGUUCACAGACAAGUUCGAUAUCACGCAUAUCGUCGUGCCAUGGCUGACGGGUUGGUUGAGCUGGCACAGCAUGAAGGUCAAUGAAAAGGGAAGCGAAGUCGAUUGGUUGUGGAUUGCCUGGGAAUACGGUCUGCUUAGUGUUUUCAACCACGUUGGAAAGAACCUUGCAUUCGGUAGCUCUCACGUGGCGCAAAGUCAGGCUUGGGGCGUGUUCGAACGCGAUGGCAUGACCGACGCAGCCAUGCUUCCGCCAGGCACGGAAGACAGCAUCCUCCAAGCUAGGAAGGACAUGACCAACACCUUGCUCACGCUCGUGUACGAUUAUCUUGACGCACUACUGGCUAGCCCGGAUCGUCCGCAAGCCAUGGCCGGCCCAUUCGGCGAUAGGUCAAAGUGCAGAAACUCGAGAUGUGACUGCAUUCGUCUGCAACUUGGGUCGCUGAUUCUCGCCCUGAAAUCGAUUGGCCUAUAUCCGAGAAAGACGGCUGACGAAGUCGACAUGCUUCCAAGCCAGCUGCGAGACGAACUUCUGAAGAUUAGGCUUUCAGAUUGUCUGAAUAACGAGUUGGGCAGAGUUAACAACGAUAGAUUCAGCAGUGUUUGGCGGAAGACUUGCGGAGACUUUGACGGCGUUCAGCAGGUGAUUGGAAAGUCAAUAUCCGAGACUGCGUCUUUUGCCACGAAAGAGGUACUGAAGCAUGUGGAAAGACAGAAUAUCAAGGCCAAGUUGGCCGCUGGCCUUGUUCCUGGAGUGGCUGGGAAUAUGAUACUUUCGUUGAGAACUGUGUUACACAAGCUAGGUUAAGAUGGAUUCGGUCGUACGUCGGGAGCCGCAAACUCAAACUCUUCAUCUGCACUGUAAGGAGACGACUGUUGCCGCAAUGAACCAAUGUCGAAACAGCAGAAUACAGCCUUUCGUGCCAUCCCACAGAUCACCCUCCUAAGUGUUUACUCCAAG
Molecule: messenger RNA, 1423 nt
Organism: Colletotrichum phormii
Lineage: Eukaryota; Fungi; Ascomycota; Sordariomycetes; Glomerellales; Glomerellaceae
Exons: 3
Coding region: 182-1270 (362 amino acids)
Source: RefSeq, a predicted model, not a curated record